Blepharisma stoltei is the source of this 264-nucleotide messenger RNA. NCBI's taxonomy places the organism in Eukaryota, Ciliophora, Heterotrichea, Heterotrichida, Blepharismidae. The record is from the annotation of a GenBank genome assembly.
AUGAUAAGGCUCAGUAGGGUUUUCAGGAAUUUUUCUAUCGAGCAAGCAGUUGCUAAUAAAAUUAAACAAGGCCUAGGAGCAAACACACAAGUAGAAGUUAUCGAUUUAAGCGGAGGAUGUGGUACAAUGCUGCAUAUAAAAGUUGCAAGCGAUUCUUUUGAAGGCAAAAGUACAAUUGUUCAGCACAGAAUGGUAAAUAAAUGCAUAGAAGGCCAAGACAUACACGGGUUUAAGCUUGAGACUUCAGUUCUUAAAAGCCCAUAA